Molecule: messenger RNA, 827 nt
Organism: Colias croceus (clouded yellow)
Lineage: Eukaryota; Metazoa; Arthropoda; Insecta; Lepidoptera; Pieridae
Product: THAP domain-containing protein 5-like
Exons: 3
Coding region: 31-612 (193 amino acids)
Source: RefSeq, a predicted model, not a curated record
GCGUCAACACGUGUUAAUGCUCUGUUCAAAAUGCCUUCGUGUGUGAUGAGAUAUUGUUUUAACAGUUCAUAUAAUACAAACAAAGCCCGAGGAGUGACUUUUCACCAGUUUCCGCAUCACGGCCACGAAAAAAGGGAGGAGUGGAUUAAAUUUGUACAAAAAAAUCGUAGUGAGGAUACAUGGUUACCAUCAGAGUAUUCACGCAUUUGUUCUAUUCAUUUUAAAGAAGAUGACAAAUACACCACAAAGACAGGACGAAUAUACUUAAGGAAAACAGCUGUACCCUGCAUUGAUCCUAAAAAAACCAGUGAACCAUCUUCAUUUAAACCAGAACCAUUGUCUGACUCAGUAAGCAGUUCAGAAUCAAUUUUCGACAGUCCGAGAACAAUUGUACUGAAGAAAAAAUUACUUAAGGAAUCUGCAGCUAGAAAGAAACUUGCUGAGAAGUUUAGGAUAUUACGACGUAAAAAUUAUUAUCUAAAGGAAAAAUGUGCCAGGUACAAAACUCUUGUUCGAAAUUUGACAGCUGAUAAAUUCGGUUUUGAUUUAAAUAAGACACCUGAUUUAAAUACGACACCUGAUCUAAUGGCGAAAGAAGAAGUUGUUGAGUAGCAUAAGUCACUGAAUCACUGAAUCAGCCAUCAAUAUUGAAUCAUCGAAUCCAUUUAAGUCGGGUUAUAAACCAAUACUCCAAAAUUAGAUUACAUCAUGAAGCAAAAACUGAUAAAACUAUUGAUUACUACACAAAACGACAAAAGCUUACUAAGUUGAUAUUAUUUAAAGGAAAUUAAAAUACAUAGUUUAAUAUAAAAUCCUCUUUUUAUUAA